This is a messenger RNA of Aegilops tauschii subsp. strangulata, 500 nucleotides long. RefSeq lists its product as uncharacterized. Lineage: Eukaryota; Viridiplantae; Streptophyta; Magnoliopsida; Poales; Poaceae. The record is from RefSeq and is a predicted model, not a curated record.
ACCCACAAAGCAAUACAGAUCAUAUACUGAGCCAGCCCGUGGAUCACUUCAGUCCAUCGCUAUUCCAUUCACUGCUGAGCUUUUUGAAAGCUAGUUCGUUGGUAAUGGGUCGCAGCAGUAAAACCGAGGAUGGCGACGAGCAGCACCGCAAGGAGGAGAAGCACCACAAGCACAUGGAGCAGCUCGCCCAGCUCGGCGCCGUCGCCGCCGGAGCUUACGCACUGCACGAGAAGCACAAGGCGAAGAAGGACCCGGCGAAUGCCCGGUCGCACAGGAUCAAGGAGGAGAUCGCCGCCACGGUCGCCGUGGGCAGCGCCGGCUUCGCCUUCCACGAGCACCACAGGAAGAAAGACGCCAAGAAGCACGGACACCACCACUGAGCGAGCUAGGCCCGGGUCGUAUGCUUUGUAUAUAUAGGCUGCACCUGCACCACUCUAGCUAUUUGUACGGUUAUAUGACCGUUUCAUUCAUUUCCUUAUCUUGUUCGACAUUGUGUCUAU